UGUUUAAAGUUACAAGCGAGGCCCCAAAGCGUGUGCACCAAAUGGACGGAAGAAAAACUUUGCCGAAAUUUUAACUUUCUGGUCGAACCAACCGCCUUACUUCAGAUCAGAUAAGACGGAAAACAUCCUUGAAGAUGAAGAUCAAGGUGUUGAGCAGAAACCCAGACGACUACGGACGGGAAACCAAACGGGACAUCCAGAGAUUACCCAGGAACUAUGACCCUGCCCUUCACCCGUUCGAGGCAGCGAGAGAAUACACGCGGGCGCUGAACGCCACCAAACUGGAGCGGGUGUUCGCUAAACCGUUCGUCGGCGCUCUGGACGGCCAUCGAGACGGCGUGAACUGCAUGGCCAAACACCCGGGCUCGCUGUCUACACUGCUGACUGGGGCCUGCGACGGGGAGAUAAAGAUCUGGAACCUGGGGAGUCGAGACUGCCGCCGGACGAUCCAGGCACACACGGGGUUCGUACGCGGGAUGUGUGUCACACCCGAUCACGGCAACGUACUGUCGAUAGGAGAUGACAAGACGAUAAAGAUGUGGAGUCUGACGUCACCGGAGGCUGGAGAGGAGGAGGAGGAGCCGGUACAAACCAUCCUCGGCAAGAGUAUUUUCACCGGAAUCGACCACCACUGGAAGGACGCGACCUUCGCCACCUGCGGGCAGACGGUGGACAUCUGGGACCACGCCCGGGCCGAACCACUCCGCUCCUUCUCAUGGGGGGUGGACAGCCUCAACUGUGUCAGGUUCAACCCCAUCGAGAAACACUACCUAGCGAGCUGUGCGGCAGACAGGAGUAUCAUCCUGUACGACACGCGAGGGUCGAGUCCGCUGAGGAAGGUCAUCCUGAACAUGCGCUCCAACGUGCUCGCCUGGAACCCCAUGGAGGCCUUCGUUUUCACUGUCGCUAACGAGGAUCACAACCUGUACAGUUUUGACAUCAGAAGACUGACUUCCCCAUUUAACAUCCACAUGGACCAUGUGAACGCCGUGUUGGACCUGGACUACUCCCCCACCGGCCGGGAGUUUGUGUCCGGCAGCUUCGAUAAAACCAUCCGCAUCUUCCCUCUGGAAAAGGGACGCAGCAGGGAGGUUUACCACACCAAGCGGAUGCAGCGGGUGUUCUGUAUAAAGUGGUCUCUGGACAACAAGUACAUCCUGUCCGGCUCCGACGAGACAAACGUCCGCAUCUGGAAGGCCAAGGCUGCCGAGAAAAUAGGCAAGUUAACCCCCCGUGAGGAGUCAGCCCUGACGUACAGUGACAAACUGAAGGAGAAGUUUCAGCACCACCCACAGGUCAGACGCAUCGCCCGACACAGACACGUCCCCAAGGAGGUGUAUCAUCUUACACGCCAGACUAGGAUUAUGAAGGACUCACGCAGGAGGAAGGAGGAGAACAGAAUACGGCACAGCAAACCUGGCAGCAUCAAGAAGAAACGGGAGAGGGAAAAAGUGGUGGUGGCAGAGCAGGAAUGAUCACCAGGGGGGU
Molecule: messenger RNA, 1488 nt
Organism: Branchiostoma belcheri (Belcher's lancelet)
Lineage: Eukaryota; Metazoa; Chordata; Leptocardii; Amphioxiformes; Branchiostomatidae
Product: DDB1- and CUL4-associated factor 13-like
Exons: 10
Coding region: 135-1475 (446 amino acids)
Biological process (GO): maturation of SSU-rRNA from tricistronic rRNA transcript (SSU-rRNA, 5.8S rRNA, LSU-rRNA)
Cellular component (GO): small-subunit processome; nucleolus
Molecular function (GO): protein binding
Source: RefSeq, a predicted model, not a curated record